AUGAACACCAUCCAGAUUGUCCAACUUAGCGCAGGCCAGAAGCUCGACGCAGUCGUCUCAGCCUUGCGGAAGGUAAACACGCUGCGGCGUCUGGUCCUAGGAUCAACGAUCCAGGAUCCAAACCUCCUGCAGAUUACGGCAGGACUCGGUGGGUCUCAGGAGGAGACCAUCAUCUCUGCGUUGCCAGAGAUCUGUCAUAAUCCUCGACAAAUCAUCCGUGCCACCUACAACAUGCCGAUCAUACACGGAGAUGGCCCGGUGACGGCACCUCUUGUCGAACACGUGCAAGGCUACUUCCCAGCUUCCAAAGUCACUCCAGAAUUCCAGCAGCAGAUCGAAUCGGAUAUGCAGACGUUCCACCAGAACUACGUGCAACACCAGGCCGGAUUUCGCGCGAUGGCGUGGGGCUGGACGCUAGACGAGGUUGAUCACGAGGACAUCAAGGGCGAAAAAGCAAAGUGCUUGCUGGUCCUCGUUGGCUGGGACACUAUGGCCGACUUUCAGCGGUCGUUCGACUCGGAUGCCUGCAAAGAUGCCUUGAAGAUACUGCUAGCGUGGAACACGCCUUUCAAUAUGUGGCAUGUGGAGCAAAAGUUCCGCCAGCUCGACUGA
This is a messenger RNA of Neohortaea acidophila, 612 nucleotides long. RefSeq lists its product as uncharacterized. The transcript has 2 exons. Bases 1 to 612 code for a protein of 203 amino acids. The record is from RefSeq and is a predicted model, not a curated record. Lineage: Eukaryota; Fungi; Ascomycota; Dothideomycetes; Mycosphaerellales; Teratosphaeriaceae.